Callorhinchus milii (elephant shark) is the source of this 1190-nucleotide messenger RNA. It is a transcript of the gene psma1, whose product is annotated as proteasome 20S subunit alpha 1. The transcript is spliced from 10 exons. Gene Ontology annotation, cellular component: nucleus; proteasome core complex, alpha-subunit complex; proteasome core complex. The record is from RefSeq and is marked provisional. NCBI's taxonomy places the organism in Eukaryota, Metazoa, Chordata, Chondrichthyes, Chimaeriformes, Callorhinchidae. Gene Ontology annotation, biological process: ubiquitin-dependent protein catabolic process. Bases 27 to 812 code for a protein of 261 amino acids.
AGGAAACGGCGCGGAGCCCCGCAAACAUGUUCCGUAACCAGUAUGACAACGAUGUCACAGUUUGGAGUCCUCAGGGACGAAUACAUCAGAUUGAAUAUGCUAUGGAGGCAGUGAAACAGGGUUCAGCCACCGUAGGACUUAAGUCCAAAACCCAUGCUGUAUUGGUGGCUUUAAAGAGAGCUCAGUCUGAACUGGCUGCUCACCAGAAGAAGGUCCUCCAUGUUGACAAUCAUGUUGGCAUCUCCAUUGCUGGUCUUACUGCUGAUGCAAGGCUGUUAUGCAACUUCAUGCGGCAGGAGUGUUUGGAUUCACGGUUUGUGUUUGACAGGCCCUUGCCAGUAUCACGUCUCGUGAGCCAGAUUGGAAGCAAAACUCAAGUUCCAACGCAACGCUAUGGACGGAGACCAUAUGGUGUGGGAUUGCUCAUUGCUGGUUAUGAUGACAUAGGACCUCACAUUUUCCAGACAUGUCCAUCCGCCAAUUAUUUUGACUGUAAGGCCAUGUCAAUUGGUGCCCGUUCCCAAUCCGCUCGAACGUACCUGGAGAGGCAGAUGGAUCAUUUCCAAGACUGUAAUCUGAAUGAACUGGUUAGACAUGGCCUCCGUGCUUUGAGAGAAACACUCCCAACUGAACAAGAUCUUACUACCAAGAAUGUCUCCAUUGGAAUUGUGGGUAAAGAAAUGGAUUUCACCAUUUACGACGACGAUGAUGUUGCACCGUUCUUAGAAGGUUUAGAAGAGCGACCACAAAGAAAGGUCCCUCAACCCGAUGAACCUCCAUGUGAAAAAUCAGACGAACCAAUGGAACACUGAUCUGUUGUGUGCUGUGCAACUGUAUGUCUGCAGAGGCUGGUAGACUUGAUACAGCAUCUUCUAUUUCUGUAAAGCAUGAAGAAGCAAACGCUGAGUCUAGGUUGAAGGUUUCAAAUUCAUCUACAAAAAGUAACAAAAUGUGUCUAGUUAAAAGCUUGAUAAUAUUCAAGAUUUGGUGGGCAGCCUAGAUUUAGUGCGUCUUUUCCAGUCUGUCUUUGUGGGCAAGUUGUAUUGUAUGCACAUAUUUUGUGUUUCAAUGCAAGAGUAUACUGCAGCGCUGUACGUAAACAAUUUGGAACUGAUUAUUUUCUAUAAAGAUUUUGCUUAACUUUUCAGAGCAGAAAUCAACUGUAAAACCAAUAAAUGGUGUUUCCUACC